AGCUGCUUUGCCAGUGUGACCAGCUGUGCUGCACCCAAUUUAUCAGCCGUCUAUUGUCAAAUAUUACCAUUUUUCAUUUGAUUGGAAUUUAAGCAGCUGCAACCGAAAUGUCGCUGACGCCCUUCCUGCGCCUGCCACUCACCGAUUUGACCGGCUGCCUGAUCAAUCAUCAGACCUACGACAAAUGCGGCAAGUUCGAAAUGAAAAUGAUGGACUGCCUGGAGGCUUACGGGCUGGAGCGCGGCAAAACGCAGUGCGCUGAACUGAUUGGCGACUUUCAGGAAUGCGUUGGCAUGCGAAAACAGUUGAUGCGCUUCCAUGCCAUGCGAAACGAACGCUACAGGCAAUGGCUAACCGGUGAGCGGAAGCGGGAGGAACUGUUUGCGGAGCCACCACGCGUAGAUGCAUAUUAAGCUGCUCACAGUUGGGAAGAAUUGCAAAUGUAUAGCUGAAAUAUGUUUUAAAUAAAAUAAAAAAUGAUUUGAAAA
Molecule: messenger RNA, 488 nt
Organism: Drosophila virilis
Lineage: Eukaryota; Metazoa; Arthropoda; Insecta; Diptera; Drosophilidae
Gene: ND-15
Product: NADH dehydrogenase (ubiquinone) 15 kDa subunit
Source: RefSeq, a predicted model, not a curated record